AUGGUGGUGUUAUUCACUGAGUCUAUACGUGGCCAGAGUGAUACUUUCUCGCAGUAUAUAAAACUCUACAAAACACUUGAAAACAGGAUGUACGGUAAAAUUCGACCAGUUACUAACCAAUCAAAACCAGUCACUGUAGAUUAUAGUGUUCAUUUGUUAGGAAUAAAAGGACUAGACGAAAAGGAACAACUAUUGGAAUGUUCGAUUGCUCUUACUUGUCGCUGGACGUAUGAAAAUUUGAAGUGGAAUGCGUCUGAAUUUGGUAAUGUCAAAACGCUGAACUUCUCACCAAAGUUUGCAUGGAUACCUGAUCUUACAAUCGGUAAUUCAGUAGACUCGAUUUUUGUACUUACUGAAGACAGUGGAAAUAUGAAUCGAAUAAAGGUCAUGAGUAAUGGUCAUGCAGAAUGGGUUACUGGCGGGAACAUACGUACAGCAUGUCAAAUAGAUAUAACAAAAUAUCCAUUUGACUCUCAAUCGUGCACCAUCAUCAUUGGUAAACUUGAGUAUGACAGUGAAGUAUAUCUAUCUAUAUCAUCUAAGAUAGUUUCGACGACGACUUUUGAAAAGAAUGGCGAGUGGAAGUUGAAAAGCGCCGUGAUAGAGGAAAGAUUAGUCCAUGAGGACGUUACACAAAUUUAUGUUACAUUAAAUUUAUCGCGAUACUGGUUAUUUUAUGUGGUUAACGUUCUGUUGCCCGUGGCACUUCUAUCUAUUAUGAUGGUUUUCAGCUUUAAGAUACCGCCCGUUAGCGGGGAACGUUUAGGCUACAAUAUGUCUUUACUCCUGACAUUUGUUGUUCUUCUAAAUUUGAUUGGAGAAUCUAUGCCUAGAGUAUCUAAACAAGUGUCAUACCUUCAGUUGUACGUAAGUUAUCAGCUUAGUAUGUCAGUAGUGAUCACAAUGUUGUCAAUUUGGCAGGUGAGAUUACAUUUUACCAAAUCCAAAACAAGCAUCCCCUUUAUUCUUAAACUUUAUUCUUUCUUCUGCCGAUGCAGAAAACCAAAGCGUGUUACAUCAAACAAUGUACAAGACGACAGUACCCUUGGAAAAACAACAGCAGUUGAAAACAAAGAGCAGAUUCAAUCAAGAACGGUUAAUCAAAUGACCCUGGAUGAAGAUGUCGUCACACAGAACAUGCACAAGAUCAAACGCCAGUCCCAAACUGGGGGAAGUGGAGGACAAGCUCCAAGCUUUGAUCCAAACAGCGUUAAUCAAUUAACAGCCAAAAUGUUAGACCCUAGCAAACAACAGCUCGGUGCUAGCAAUGGUGCUGGCUCGGUUAAUGGUGCAUCGUUUGAUCCUGAUCAGUUCAACACAAUGAAGUUUAAUUUCUUUAACCCUCAAGCUCAGUCAAGCGAUGGCAGUGGCAGUAGUAGUGGUUGCAGCAGCGGGGGCGGAUCUGCACCGACUUUUGACGCAAACAAAGUCAAUCAAGUGCAGAUAUAUUUUCUAGACCCUUCCCAGCCCAAACUAGGUCAGGGUGGGGCGGAGGGGGCAGCUGAUCUACUGGAAAUUUUGACCCAGAUAAAUACAACUCGAUGUCUUUUAACUUUUUCAACCCACAAGCUCAAGUUGGGAGAUAAAUUGAAAAUGCAAAUGUGUAAUAAAGUGCUGAUAAAACCAGCUACAAUUCUGUGUAAGCCUCAGUUAUAA
Ruditapes philippinarum (Manila clam) is the source of this 1656-nucleotide messenger RNA. Its product is annotated as neuronal acetylcholine receptor subunit alpha-7-like. Gene Ontology annotation, biological process: regulation of membrane potential; nervous system process; chemical synaptic transmission. The coding region runs from base 1 to 1656 and encodes 551 amino acids. NCBI's taxonomy places the organism in Eukaryota, Metazoa, Mollusca, Bivalvia, Venerida, Veneridae. The transcript has 3 exons. The record is from RefSeq and is a predicted model, not a curated record. Gene Ontology annotation, cellular component: neuron projection; membrane; synapse. Gene Ontology annotation, molecular function: extracellular ligand-gated monoatomic ion channel activity; neurotransmitter receptor activity; transmembrane signaling receptor activity.